Messenger RNA from Mytilinidion resinicola, 1080 nucleotides. RefSeq names its product ubiquinone biosynthesis protein coq4, mitochondrial. Gene Ontology annotation, biological process: ubiquinone biosynthetic process. NCBI's taxonomy places the organism in Eukaryota, Fungi, Ascomycota, Dothideomycetes, Mytilinidiales, Mytilinidiaceae. The transcript is spliced from 3 exons. Bases 33 to 914 code for a protein of 293 amino acids. Gene Ontology annotation, cellular component: mitochondrial inner membrane; mitochondrion. The record is from RefSeq and is a predicted model, not a curated record.
CAUUUGUCCUAUCCAUCCAAUCCAACCUCACAAUGGCCGUCCCAUUAAGGCCUUCAUUAAGUAGAAUAGCUGUCUCAUUCUCAUCCUCAUCCAUCGCCGCCCGAUCCCUCCCCCCAGCCAGCUCCCGCUGCUUCUCCCUCCUCAACCGCCCACCCCCAAACUACGACGGCCACAUCCCCCUCACCAAGAUCGAACGCGCCGCCUUAGCCAUUGGCUCCGGCCUCCUCUCAUUUCGCGAUCCCGGCCGAGGUGACCUCAUCGCCGCCCUCGGCGAAGCCACCGCACAACCCUUCUUCAUCUCCGCCCUGCGCAACCGCAUGCUGCGCUCGCCCACCGGCCGGCGCAUCCUGCGCGCGCGCCCGCGCAUCACCUCCACCACGCUCGACAUCCCCGCGCUGCGCGCCAUGGCGCCCAACACGCUCGGCUACGCGUACGCCGACUGGCUGGACCGCGAGGGCGUGUCGCCCGACACGCGCGCGGCGGUGCGCUACAUCGACGAUGCCGAGUGCGCGUACGUGAUGCAGCGGUACCGCGAGUGCCACGACUUCUACCACGCGCUCGUGGGCCUGCCCGUGUUCCGCGAGGGCGAGGUGGCGCUGAAGGCGUUUGAGUUUGCGAAUACGGGCCUGCCGAUGACGGGGCUGAGCGUGUUUGCGGCGCUGACGCUGAAGCGGAGGGAGUGGGAGCGGUUUUGGGGCGUGUAUGGGCCGUGGGCGGUUAGGAAUGGGUGGCUGGCCGGGGAUGUGAUUAAUGUGUUCUGGGAGGAGGAGUUGGGGACGGAUGUGGGGGUGUUGAGGAGGAGGUUGGGAAUUGAGAAACCGCCGGAUUUGAGGGAGAUCAGGCGGAAGGAGAGGGAGAAGAGGAAAAGAGAGAAGGCGGAGAGGGAGAGGAGGGAUGGGGGUGUUGCGUUAUAGCUUUUUGGUGUGUAAUUGUACAGUCAAGAAGAGGUGAUAAUGCUACAGGGAGGUAUCUAUAUACAGGGAACCAUUAGGUCCCUCACUUGGCCUCCUUCUCAGCCUUCUUCGCAAUCUCCUCCGCCUUUUCUGCCUUCUUCGACAAGACCUUCGAAACCUCAUUCAC